UAUCAGCCACCUCAGCACCGGAUGUCGGUAAGUAAAAAGACAAGAGCCGUUUUCGGGAGCGACUUCUACAGGAAAUACCUUCCGCCGUAGAGAACAUUUGUGAAGGGCUGCCAUUUUAGCGACCUUACGCACAAGUGAAUUAUGGGGGUCAAAAGUGUCCAGCUCACCUCUAAGUCGCACCAUGAAAACAUACUGGCCUCUCUGCAUCAACUGAGAUUGCAAGGACAGCUAAGUGAUGUUACAGUGCGUGUGGACUACCAGGGAGAGGUGCAGGAGUUUCAGGCCCACCAGGUGGUUCUUGCAGCAUCCAGUGGCUACUUCAAGAAGAUCCUUCUCUCUCAGGAUGCAGGCAGUGAUAAAUUAUUACUCUCAAAUAUGCACUCCAACGACUUCUCCAGGUUUUUGGAAUUUGUGUACACUGGUAAAGUUGAAGUUGCCAGAGAUAAGAUUGGUGAUGUUCAAGCAGCGGCACAAUUGUUGGACUGUGAGGAUUUGUCAGAGGUUUGUGGUGAGGCCAUGAGUGCUGGAAUUCUACAAAAACCUACAAAUAAAACAUCUGCAUCAAAAGUUGUAGGUAAGGAUUACUUACAGGGUGACAAGAGAGAAAAAGGGGCCAAAGGGAAGAAGCAGCCUGAAAGCUUAUUUCUUAAGCGGCACCUUUCUCCACAGAGUUCUGACAAAGAAGUCAUUUCAAAAAGAUUUAAGGCAAAAAACACACAAAGGGAUGAAAAAAGAUUAGGAGGACAGGUAAAGCAGAGGUUGGCUGGCCGUAAACUCUUUCAGAGGCAUUUAAAUAAUAAAAGAGAGGGUUUUAACAAUGAAAAUCAAGUUACCAAUGAAGACACAGAGGAGUAUGAGGACAGGACUGAAGUCGAGGCUCAGCCAGAAAAUCAAGCAGAGAAAGUAAAUGAAUCUUUGUUGGGAAUGACUGCCUCUGAUGUGGAUGACUGGGAAUGUGAGGACAAUGUGCAGAGUAAUGAUCCUGAAGAACCCUUGUUAUCUCUGGAGGAGGAGGAGGAGGAGGAGGAGGAGGAGGGGGUACAGUCCAAGGAGACAUCAAAAAGAACAUCCAAAGCCCAGUUCCAGUGUAACAAGUGCCAACGGACCUUCCACUAUGAGAGAAGCUACUUGAAGCACAUCAGUACGUACCAUGGAGUGAAAGCAGAUGUCAUCUAUCGCUGUGAGACCUGCCAGCAGACCUUUGCUAAUCGCAGCAACUUGAAAAUCCAUGAAAAGCAUGUCCACAGUAAUGAGAGGCUUUUUGCCUGUGACUCCUGCUCAAAGACCUUCAAACGAAAGAAGGAUGUUGUCCGCCAUCAAAGACAGGUACAUGAACGUAACAAUCUGCACCAUGUCUGCCCUGACUGUGGAAAGGCACUCAGCUCCAAAACUGCUCUGUUGUUGCAUGAGAGAACACACACAGGCACAAAGCCUUUUGAGUGCACCGACUGUGGGGCCAGGUUUACCCAGAACUCUGCCCUCAAGUUGCACCGCAGGACUCACACAGGAGAGAAGCCAUUUGCAUGUGACGAAUGUGAUGCCAGGUUCACUCAGAAGCACAUGUUGGCCUACCAUAAGAGAUCACACACGGGAGAGAAGCCUUUCAUGUGUGAGGCAUGUGGGAAAAGCUUUGCAUCUAAAGAAUACCUAAGGCACCACUCAAACAUCCACACUGGGUCCAGGCCAUACAAGUGUGAACAGUGUGGUCGAGGCUUUGCUCAGAGGAAUUCCCUUCACCAGCAUUUAAAAAUACAUACAGGUGAACGUCCGUACAGCUGUAAAGACUGUGCAAAGCAGUUCACCCAGCUCAACGCUCUCCAGAGGCACCAGCGUAUUCACACAGGAGAGAAACCCUACAUGUGUGGCCUUUGUAAUCGCACCUUUACAGACAAGUCCACCCUUCGCAGGCACACUAUGAUUCAUGACUCAGAUGCUCCCUGGAAGACGUAUCUGGUGGUGCUGGAGGGAAAUGUAGAGGACAAGAAACCCAAAACUUCCACUAAGGGAAAGACAGAAAAAGCAGGAACAGGGGAGAAAAAGAGUUCACCAAGAAAAAGUGCUGCUGCUGCUUGUACCGCUGGUACCACUGGUACCACUGGUGCUGUUGGUAAAACCAACACUGACUCCAUUGUGGUUCCAGCUGAGCCAGUCGCUGUCCCAUCUGAAUGGACCAGUCAUGGAACCAUUGCUCUGGUCAGUCACAGCGCCCUUGGUGGGAUCACUGUCAUUCACACUGAAGUGCCACCUGGGGCGCAGAUCCAGCCCAUUAUGACCACUGACAGCACAGGGGCCAGUGUCAUUUCCUUAGAUGGUUCAGCCAUCCCCGUGCCUUUCUCUAUACCUGCGACUAUGGCACAUCCUAUCUCCUUGUCCUCUGACGCCUCCUCCACCUCUUUGUCUGUACCCUCAGUUCUCUCAGUUCCUGUUUCUCAUGGCUCAUUGGCGUCAGUCUCAGAGAUCCAAACUGUUACAACAUCAUCUGUCCUGGAAGCUGCUGCUUCACAGACCAUUUUGGCUUCGGUUUCAGAGACUAAGACCACUUCUGAGAUGGAUAUGAUACAGCCUAAUAUUCAGACUGUGAUUGUCGCUGACAGGGUUUGUGGAAAAGAACAAACAGCAACAGUCCAAGGUGAUGAGCAGCAAAGGACAGCGGAUAAGUCUUUAGAGGAAACUAAAGGGGCCUCAGAUCAAGAAGCUGUGUAGAAAAUGCAUGUAAAAAUAAAGGUCUUUAUCUUAGUGUAUGAAUUUAAAAUCCAAUUUCAACGCCUCA
Xiphias gladius (swordfish) is the source of this 2770-nucleotide messenger RNA. It is a transcript of the gene gzf1, whose product is annotated as GDNF-inducible zinc finger protein 1. Gene Ontology annotation, biological process: regulation of transcription by RNA polymerase II. The record is from RefSeq and is a predicted model, not a curated record. The transcript is spliced from 8 exons. Gene Ontology annotation, molecular function: RNA polymerase II cis-regulatory region sequence-specific DNA binding; DNA-binding transcription factor activity; protein binding. Bases 142 to 2703 code for a protein of 853 amino acids. Lineage: Eukaryota; Metazoa; Chordata; Actinopteri; Istiophoriformes; Xiphiidae.